AAUGGCGAGUUCUUCAUGUCUCCUAAUGACUUUGUCACACGGUACUUGAAGAUAAUUGGAGAUGGUUCGUCUAAUGCAAGCACUGUACAGCUCCUUGCAGGUGUGGUGGAUCAGACAAAAGAUGGGUUGAUAUCCUUUCAAGAGUUUGUGGCAUUUGAAUCAGUCCUGUGUGCUCCAGAUGCAUUGUUCAUAGUAGCCUUUCAGCUGUUUGACAAGACUGGCAAAGGAGAAGUUACUUUUGAGGAUGCUAAGCAAGUUUUUGGCCAGACCACGAUUCAUCAGCACAUUCCUUUCAACUGGAAUUCAGAGUUUGUACAGCUGCAUUUUGGAAAGGACAGGAAAAGACACCUAACAUACCCGGAGUUUACCCAGUUUUUACUGGAGAUACAGUUAGAACAUGCAAAACAAGCUUUUGUCCAGAGAGACAAUGAUCAGUCUGGAAGAGUCACAGCUAUGGACUUCAGGGACAUUAUGGUCACUAUCCGGCCACACAUGCUAACACCAUUUGUAGAAGAAUGUCUAGUAGCUGCUGCUGGAGGUACCACUUCCCAUCAGGUCAGCUUUUCCUAUUUUAAUGGAUUUAAUUCUCUCCUUAACAACAUGGAGCUCAUUAGAAAGAUCUACAGUACUCUGGCUGGAAACAGAAAAGAUGUGGAAGUCACUAAGGAGGAGUUUGUUCUGGCAGCUCAGAAAUUUGGUCAGGUUACACCCAUGGAAGUUGACAUCUUGUUUCAGUUAGCAGAUCUGUAUGAGCCACGAGGGCGCAUGACUUUAGCGGAUAUUGAAAGAAUUGCUCCUCUGGAGGAGGGGACAUUGCCCUACAACCUGGCUGAGGCCCAGAGGCAGAAAGCUCCAGGAGAUCCGUCUCGACCUAUUCUCAUCCAGAUUGCAGAAUCAGCCUACAGGUUUGCCCUUGGUUCAGUUGCUGGAGCUGUUGGAGCCACUGCAGUCUACCCCAUUGAUUUGGUAAAAACUCGAAUGCAAAACCAGCGCUCUACAGGCUCUUUUGUGGGAGAGCUGAUGUACAAAAACAGCUUUGAUUGCUUCAAGAAAGUGCUGCGUUAUGAGGGCUUCUUUGGACUUUAUAGAGGUCUGUUGCCACAGCUAUUAGGAGUAGCACCAGAGAAGGCCAUAAAACUUACUGUUAAUGAUUUUGUGAGAGAUAAGUUUAUGACUAAAGAUGGCUCUGUCCCACUGGCUGCAGAAAUUCUUGCUGGUGGCUGUGCUGGAGGUUCUCAAGUGAUCUUCACCAAUCCACUGGAAAUCGUCAAGAUUCGAUUACAGGUGGCUGGAGAAAUUACCACAGGCCCACGAGUUAGUGCCCUCACUGUAUUGCGGGACCUGGGCUUCUUUGGGCUCUACAAGGGUGCCAAGGCCUGUUUUUUGCGUGACAUCCCCUUCUCAGCCAUUUACUUCCCCUGUUAUGCUCAUUUGAAAGCUUCAUUUGCCAACGAAGAUGGGAGGGUUAGCCCUGGAAAUCUGCUCUUGGCUGGAUCGAUAGCUGGUAUGCCUGCAGCCUCUCUGGUGACACCUGCAGAUGUCAUCAAAACAAGGCUACAGGUGGCAGCCCGAGCAGGACAGACCACCUACAGUGGUGUUGUAGACUGCUUUGCCAAGAUCCUUCGAGAGGAAGGUCCAAAGGCCCUGUGGAAAGGAGCAGGAGCUCGGGUGUUUCGGUCUUCUCCUCAGUUUGGUGUAACUCUGGUGACCUAUGAGCUGCUGCAGAGGUGGUUCUAUGUAGACUUUGGAGGAGUAAAACCAGCUGGAUCAGAGCCAGUUCCUAAAUCUAGGAUCACUCUCCCUGCUCCCAAUCCUGACCAUGUUGGUGGUUAUAAAUUGGCAGUUGCCACUUUUGCAGGGAUUGAAAACAAGUUUGGACUUUACCUACCUCAGUUUAAGCCAUCGCCACCUACCUCAAAGGCUGCUGCAGCAGUAGGACCCUAA
Messenger RNA from Indicator indicator, 1944 nucleotides. It is a transcript of the gene SLC25A13, whose product is annotated as solute carrier family 25 member 13. The transcript is spliced from 16 exons. Lineage: Eukaryota; Metazoa; Chordata; Aves; Piciformes; Indicatoridae. The record is from RefSeq and is a predicted model, not a curated record. Gene Ontology annotation, molecular function: L-aspartate transmembrane transporter activity; calcium ion binding; L-glutamate transmembrane transporter activity. Gene Ontology annotation, biological process: malate-aspartate shuttle; L-glutamate transmembrane transport; aspartate transmembrane transport. The coding region runs from base 16 to 1944 and encodes 642 amino acids.